CUUUCAAGUUCAGUGCCUGAUUGGAUAGGAGCUAGUCUUCCAGAUUUGGUUAUUCUUAUGCUUCAGUUUAAUCAGCUUAGUGGAAGUUUGCCUUCACAGUUAUGUCACCUACCACAUCUUCAAAUAUUGGAUGUCUCUGUGAAUGAAAUCUCGGGAACUAUACCAAAAUGCCUCAACAAUUUGACUUCUUUGGCACAAGAAGGAAAUUCAAAUCUAACCAUCAGGCAUUCUUUUAAUAUAUCUCAGGCCGAACCACCUAUGACUUCUCUUUAUUAUGAUGAUGAUGCAACAUUCAUGUGGAAAGGAACAUUGGCUUCAUACAAAAGUAUUUUGGGACUAGUCAAGAGAAUUGAUCUCUCAAGCAACAGAUUAACUGGGGAGAUUCCAAGUGAAAUCACUUACCUUGUUGGAUUGCUUUCUCUGAACCUGUCAAGGAACAAUUUAAGUGGACAAAUCCCUCUAGAUAUCGGAAAGUUGAAGUUAUUAGAUUCACUUGAUUUGUCAAGAAACAAGAUAGGUGGUGGGAUCCCGACAAGCCUUACUCAUAUAGAUAGACUUGGCGCCAUGGAUUUGUCAUAUAACAACUUGUCUGGUGAAAUUCCAACUGGCACUCAGCUCCAGAGCUUUAAUGCCUCAUCUUAUAUUGGAAAUCCUUGGUUGUGCGGACUUCCACUUCAUGUUUGUGAUCCAGAGGGGACAGGUCGACCUAAUGUCUCGAGUGGUGAAGAUGAUGCAGAUGAGCUCAUCACGCAAGGGUUUUACAUAAGUCUGGGACUUGGAUUUGCUGUUGGAUUCUGGGGAAUAUGUGGAAGUUUGAUAUUCAAGAAGUCAUGGAGAUAUGCAUACUACAAUUUCUUGAAUGCUUCAAAUGAUUGGCUUUAUGUGAAG
Molecule: messenger RNA, 888 nt
Organism: Fragaria vesca subsp. vesca
Lineage: Eukaryota; Viridiplantae; Streptophyta; Magnoliopsida; Rosales; Rosaceae
Product: phytosulfokine receptor 1-like
Exons: 1
Source: RefSeq, a predicted model, not a curated record